AUGGAGCCAAACUCUCUCCCGAAUGCGGCGAAUGUGCCAGAGCCGACCGAGCCGCCACCGGAGGGGUUCCUCCGCACCUCCUCCUCGGGCUACGACUUCGAGGACGAGCUGAAGGUCGAUGGCAUGCGCUCGAUUCCUUAUCGUUCCCGCCCAAGCCAUCGAAGUCGGCCCAGCCAUCACUCGAAUAUGGGCUCAGACGGGGAAAUGGACAGGAGUCCUAGCCUUGGGAACAUAGAUGUGCUGCUGAAUGGCCUGAAGGAUGUUCCGAUGGCGGUGAGGCAGAUCAAGAAGGCCAUCAUAAAACUGCAGUCUCAAAGCGACGCGCUUCUGCAGGGGCAGACUGACAGCAGAAACGCGCUCUUGAGGCUCGAGGGCAGCCUGGCCUCCGCGGGUCAGGUCGCUGCAGCCAGCACCGUGGCUGCCGCGCCGAGGUUCCCGGCUGCGAACCAGCCGCUGGUGGCCAGAUCGAUGGCCCUCACGCGGCAGGCGUCGCGGGGAAACAUGGACUCCCUGGACACCAAGGUGGAGACAAAAACGCUCGCCUUGCCACAAGAUGCCAGCAGCACAAGCGCAGGCAUGAUGGCGGCGAUGCGGCGCACGAGCGUUGCCCUGGGGAUGGGAGGCGCCAUGCCAGUCUUCCACCGCCCUGCUGCCCAGCAGAUUGCCGUGCCGCAAAGCACCCGACGCGCGUCUCUGGCUUUUAACAACAACGGCCCACCGCCGCUUCCUGUGGCAGUGCAGAUGACGCCCAUCAUGCCGACUUUCCAAGAGGAGGAGGAGAAUUCUGACGACGACUCCAGCCCACUUGGCUCGCCAGUCGCGAAGGAUUCGGAGGAUGAGGACAAGCCGGAACCCAAGGCGGAGAAACCCGAGCCCGAGGCUCCUGGGCCGGUGAAGCCGCGGCCGGUGCAGCAGAAGGUUCAGCUGAUGAUCCAGGAAAAGGAGGAUGACGACGUGAUGUCGAUGACACCCUCAUCGAAGCACAAUUCUGAGGAGGGCUCGCGCGUUCAGAGCUGGACCCUGAAAGGCGCGCAGGUCUCCGAUUCCGGGGAGGCAAACCGGCUGAGCUCGAUGCGCAGCAGGGCCUGGCAGGAAGAUGACGAUGGCGCGACAUCGGCUCCCAAGAGCAGGUUUCUGCUGAUGCCGGACUCUGUGAUUAGCCUCUGUUGGAACAUCAUGAUGCUCCUCUGCGUCAGCAUGAUCGCUGGGCUGAUACCCAUCCAGCUGGCGUACUUGUGGGGUGACGAGCUUGCGCCCGAUUGGACCGCCGCCAUCGUUAUUCUGGACAUCUGCUUGAUUGUGGAUGUUCCGGUCAGCUUUGUCACGACACAGCUCGAUCGGAAGACCCUGCAAUUCAUGGAGUCUGCCGAGGUAGCUGUCCACUACGCUGUCAGCUGGCUGGCGAUAGACCUCCUAGCUGCCUGGCCUCUCGGUUGGUCGGCGGCGCCCAGAACGGCUGCGUACUCCGUGCACCGGGCGCUCAAGUUGCUGAAGCUCCUCAAGCUCCGCUACUUCGUGCCCCGCCUAGAGGACCAGAUUCAGAAUCACAAGCUGUCCUGGCUGAAGAUGUCGGGUGCCAUGCUGCUGCUGGUUCAUUCGCUGGGCUGUGCCUGGUACGUAGUUCGGAACGCGCUCGCCUACCCCGGGCAGCCGGGCAAUGCGGACGACUACGUGGCCGACAUUUACUUUGUAGUGAUGGCCCUCACGAGCGUCGGCUUCGGCGACAUCGUUCCCAUAGGAUCAGGAGCGCGGCUCUACUGCAUCGUGGUCAUGCUCGCCUCGAGUCUUUUCUCGGGUGUCCUUGUCGCCUUCGUUGCGCAGUCGCUUCGCACGGUUUUCGACGACGAGGUGGAGAAGGGCGUGGGUCUGACACCCCGGGCCCUGCGCGACUUCAUGCUGAUGAUGCUGAGGGGCUUGGGUCUGAUAUCCUGCCGGGGCCAGCGCGAGAUGAUGCUGAUGAUGCUGAGGGGCUUGGGUCUGAAGGCCGGGGCCAGCGCCAGCUGCCGGGGCCAGCGCGAGAUGAUGCUGAUGAUGCUGAGGGGCUUGGGUCUGAAGGCCGGGGCCAGCCAGCAUGCUGGUGGGGCUCAGGGGCUUGUGUCUGAAGGCCGGGGCCAGCGCGAGAUGAUGCUGAUGAUGCUGAGGGGCUUGGGUCUGAAGGCCGGGGCCAGCGCCAGCUGCCGGGGCCAGCGCGAGAUGAUGCUGAUGAUGCUGAGGGGCUUGGGUCUGAAGGAACCAGCGCCAGCGGAUGCUGAUGAUGCUCAGGGGCUUGGGUCUGACAGCCUGGGCCAGCGCGAGCUCAUGCUGAUGAUGCUCGGGGCUGUUUUCCAACACUUUAGGUUUGCAAUGGGGCGCUUGUAA
Messenger RNA from Symbiodinium natans, 2358 nucleotides. The record is from the annotation of a GenBank genome assembly. NCBI's taxonomy places the organism in Eukaryota, Dinophyceae, Suessiales, Symbiodiniaceae.